GCCCCAGGAGGAGCGGCUGCACCUUCCCACUGGGGGAGGAGACAUGAAAGCCUCAUGCUGGUGUUACUGGUUUUGCUUUUAUAAAUUCAGCCAAAGUGCUCCGAGGAUCUACACUUCAACAGCUCCGUAGAGAGUAACACCUUCACUAAGAAAUGCAAAGCCCUCCCAAGCCUCAGUUUUCCAGCUGGCUCAUAGAGCAGGUGGAGACAGGCCAGUACACGGGCCUGCGCUAUGUGGGCCAAAACAAGUUCAGAGUCCCCUGGAAGCACAACUCCAGGAGAGACUGCAAUGACGAGGACACUAAAAUAUUCCGGGCAUGGGCAAUAGCAAGUGGAAAGAUCAACGAGUUCCCCAACGACAAGGCCAGGUGGAAAACCAACUUCCGAUGUGCUCUGAACAACCUCUCUGUGCGCUUCAAGAUGAUUAAGGAUAAUUCCAAGAAUCAUGAGAAUUCUGACGACCCUCAUAAAAUCUAUGAGAUUAUCAACACUGAGCACAACUAUGAAAGUCAGCCAACACAAGACUCCCAGGAGGAUCCUGUCAUCUACAGCUCUCCUAUAGAGUACUUCCCCUCAGGAAAUGAGCAUAAUCUGCUUAACAACUUUAUGGCUUUGGAUCUUGGCAACCAGCCAUCAGAGGAGCAACAGUGGGCAGAGGACUAUGGUCAGCACAAUCCAGCUCUUGCUAAAAGCUAUCCUGUAGCAGCCGAGAACCCCCCACAGCUUUUACCAGAUCAGCCUUCUUACUGUGAAGUAAAUCCUCCACCAGUCCUCAGUUCACCUCUGCAGCCAAGUAUAUUUGAUCUGGAGAUCUCCAUCCACUACAGGAAAAGUGAAAUGCUAAAGAUGACGUUGUCCACUUCCCUUCUCCAGCUCCACUACCAGCAGGAGUCCCAUGAGUUCAACGCCUAUCAUCUGUGCUUUCCCUCCACGGAUGGUCUGCUGGACCACAAACAGAUUGAGUACACCAACCGCAUCCUUAACAGCAUCCAGAGAGGUCUGUUCCUGGAGGUCCGGGACACUGGUAUCUAUGCCUGGAGGCAGGACCGGUGCCAUGUGUUUGCCAGCACCAGUGACCCCAGUGUGGCUCACCCAGACCCAAGCAAGCUGCCCCAGAACACCAUGGUGCAGCUCCUCAGCUUUGAGAAGUAUGUUUAUGAACUGAAGCAGUUCAAAGAGAACAAUGGUGGCUCCCCUGACUACACCAUCAACAUGUGCUUUGGAGAGAAGUUUCCUGACGGAAAACCUUUGGAGAAGAAGCUCAUCAUAGUCAAGGUUGUCCCUCUGAUCUGUCGACACUUUCAUGAGAUGGCCCAGAUGGAGGGGGCUUCAUCUCUUCACAGCGCCAACGUCAGUCUCCAGAUCUCACACAACAGCCUCUAUGAUCUUAUUAGCUCUGUCUUUGGUCUGCCGGCAGAUGAAGAGCCAGCACGGGCUGCUGUGCCUUUUCUACCUCAGAUGUGACAUUUGAUCUCUCAUUUGCCCCUAAUAGGGACUACUUAUUAUAUGUAUAUUAUAUACUACUUAUGGGACCACACCCUGCUCUUACCAAAAGCUUCGCUAAAAACUAGCCAAACUGGUGACAUGUUGAAUAUGUUGACUAUAUGAAGCAGAAAGACACACAAUUAAAUGUAGUAUUAUAGUUAAUAUUGCAUGAUCUGCCAUUACUCUAACUGUAACUCCAGCCUCCUGCUCUGCGUUAUCUUCUGUCCACAUUAGUCGCCAACUUCAGGCAUUUUUAUCACUACAUAAGUAGAAGUUAACUCCUCCACUAUUGGACUGUUACAACUCAAAAGCCAAUGGUCUUUACUUUAGAAUACACUUUUUUGAUUACUGUAAAUGUCAAAUCAUCUCUUAAUGAAAUGUAUGGUUCGAUUGAAAUUGUAUUUAUGUAGUAACCAAAUGGUGCCUACCAUGCUGGUAAAUCUUAACAUGUUGUGGUUGCUUUUUGAUCACAUAUUUACGAGCUUGUAAAAUGCAAAGGAAAGUAAACAAUGUAUGUAGAGGUUUGUCAUGCAGCCAUUGACUGAUAGUUUUAUAUAGUUUAUGGUGAAUUGUUUUGCACUUCAGAAUGUGUUAACAUUUGUAUACUCUGCUGACAUUUUGCACUUUUCAUACUGAAUAAAACCGGCACGGUUUACCCUUGAA
Messenger RNA from Sander lucioperca (pikeperch), 2147 nucleotides. RefSeq names its product interferon regulatory factor 7 (gene irf7). NCBI's taxonomy places the organism in Eukaryota, Metazoa, Chordata, Actinopteri, Perciformes, Percidae. Gene Ontology annotation, biological process: regulation of transcription by RNA polymerase II; immune system process. The transcript has 10 exons. The coding region runs from base 153 to 1463 and encodes 436 amino acids. The record is from RefSeq and is a predicted model, not a curated record. Gene Ontology annotation, molecular function: DNA-binding transcription factor activity, RNA polymerase II-specific; protein binding; RNA polymerase II cis-regulatory region sequence-specific DNA binding. Gene Ontology annotation, cellular component: nucleus.